CGAAAAGUACGAGGCCUUAAUUCUCUCUCUAUCUCGGAGUGCUGUUUUUUCUCUUCGAGUUAUCACACUACAACGAAACCCUAGCUCCCUUCUCCAUAUCCGAAACAGAGAAAUCUCCGGCGAAGAUGGCAGGUGGCCUGGAUAUGUCACUCGACGAUCUAAUCAAAUCUAAUCGAAAACCAACGGGAUCUCGCGGGCGAGGCAACGGUGGUUCUAGUAGCGGUGGUCGCGGAUUCGGCGGUGGCUCGGGUCCGUCUCGAAGAUUUUCUAACAGAGUAGGGAACAGAACGGCGCCGUAUUCAAGGCCGUUACAACAACAACAAGCUCUAGAUCCGAUGUGGCAAAACGACGUUUUCGCUACUGACGCGAGUGUGGCGGCGGCUUUUGGGAAUCAGUCUGGAGGCUUUGGCGGCGUCGUCGGCGGCUCUUCAAUUGAGACUGGAACGAAGCUCUACAUCUCUAACUUAGAUUAUGGUGUCUCUAACGAGGAUAUCAAGGAGCUCUUCUCAGAGGUUGGUGACCUUAAGCGUUAUGGGCUUCACUAUGAUAAGAGUGGAAGAUCCAAGGGUACUGCUGAGGUUGUUUUUUCACGGCGUGGUGAUGCCUUGGCUGCUGUCAAGCGUUACAACAAUGUUCAGUUGGAUGGAAAGCUGAUGAAAAUUGAGAUCGUUGGAACAAAUGUUUCUGCUCCAACACCUCCAGUGCCUCUCGCUCCAGUUCAGUUUCCCUUUGCGCCGAAUGGGAUACUUGGGAACUUUAACGAGAACUACAAUGGGAACUUUAAUGGGAACUUCAAUGGAAACUUCAGAGGAAGGGGUGGCUUUAUGGGUCGGCCUCGUGGUGGUUUUGGAGGUGGUAAUUUCCGAGGUGGUAGAGGAGGUAGGGGAGGUAGAGGAGGCGGUGGUCGUGGCAAUGGAAGAGGACGUGAUGAAAAGGUAUCUGCAGAGGAUCUUGAUGCUGAAUUGGACAAGUAUCACAAGGCGGCAGCAAUGGAAACGAGUUGAUAGAAACAACUAAAUCCAUUGCAAGACUACAUGUAUUCCUUUAGGGCAUGAUAAUGCUUUUGUAUGAGUAUGAGAUUUAGAUUGAUAUCAAUGGUUUGACUUUGACACUAUCUGUGUGUUUAGCUAUAUUAUUUUUCUUCUCUU
Molecule: messenger RNA, 1148 nt
Organism: Raphanus sativus (radish)
Lineage: Eukaryota; Viridiplantae; Streptophyta; Magnoliopsida; Brassicales; Brassicaceae
Product: THO complex subunit 4B-like
Exons: 5
Coding region: 126-1004 (292 amino acids)
Biological process (GO): mRNA export from nucleus
Cellular component (GO): nucleus
Molecular function (GO): mRNA binding
Source: RefSeq, a predicted model, not a curated record